Saccharomycopsis crataegensis is the source of this 531-nucleotide messenger RNA. RefSeq lists its product as uncharacterized. The transcript is spliced from 2 exons. The record is from RefSeq and is a predicted model, not a curated record. NCBI's taxonomy places the organism in Eukaryota, Fungi, Ascomycota, Saccharomycetes, Ascoideales, Saccharomycopsidaceae. The coding region runs from base 1 to 531 and encodes 176 amino acids.
AUGAAAGCUACUUUUGAUCAAAAAUCGGACCAGAAUAGAGACAGGAAGGAGCCUGAAGCUGACGGAAAGGCGAUUUUACAAAAUAUAAGAGCUUAUAUUCCAGAUAUCAUCCUUACUGAACGUGAACAAGUUAGGGGUCCUUUGAACUCUAGUAUUAAGAAUUUCUAUGAUUGUGGAUUGCCAACAUGGAAUGAACUAAUUAGCUACAUUUUUAAAGACUUUGAUUUCGAAGAGUAUCGCAGAAAAAAGAAGUUUGAAUAUUACUCAAAGAAGAUAGAUAAGAAUAAAACUAUUCGCGAAAGUCUCCUUUCCUUCUAUGAUGAAGUCUCUAAAGAAAUAAGUGAAACGGAUGGGUUUUUGGUGAUGAGGGCAAAAUUGGAAAAAGUGGUGAACUAUUAUCAGUUAGCAGUUCCAUCAACCGAAAUGUUAUCUUCUGUUAAAAGUAUGAAGGGAUUAAAGCUUUUGAUUGAAAGGAACAUUCCCAGUCAUUUGAGAUUCCUGAAAAGCGCAUAUGAAGUUAAAGACUAUUAG